This is a messenger RNA of Brugia malayi, 543 nucleotides long. RefSeq lists its product as uncharacterized. The coding region runs from base 1 to 543 and encodes 180 amino acids. The record is from RefSeq and is a predicted model, not a curated record. Lineage: Eukaryota; Metazoa; Nematoda; Chromadorea; Rhabditida; Onchocercidae. Gene Ontology annotation, biological process: protein homooligomerization. The transcript has 5 exons.
AUGAGUAGAGAACCGGCAAUGGCCCGUAACCGACACACCGAUGACAUUCUCAAUGUCAACGUUGGCGGUAAGCGAUAUACAGUUCGACGCACCGAUCUACUGGCAGAUCCAAAAAGUAAAUUGGCGGAAUGGUUUAAACCUGGUACUGUGAAACAGAUUGCUACCGACAAAGGAGGCAACUAUUACCUGGAUCGUGAUCCAAAAUCUUUUCGACAUAUCCUUGCAUAUUUGCGAUUAAAGAAAGAAAAAUUUGUCCUAUCACUAGCGUUACCUGCAAAACCGGAUGAUUUAGCAAAAUUGGUAGCUGAAUGUGAAGCACUGAAUAUGGUUGAACUAAAAAAUUUAGCACUUGAUGUUUUGCAAAAGUACCAGCGUACGGAAGAACAGCAUUAUGUGACAAGUUAUGUACAAAUUGCCCUCCGUGACUACGAAACGUGGCAGUUUGAUCGUGAACAGGGUACCAUAAUCAAGAAAGGUAAAGGAGGAAGUGCGGAAAUGGCGUCCGCAGUUACGUCAGCUUACGAUGAAUGGGACAAUAUGUGA